Budorcas taxicolor (takin) is the source of this 2691-nucleotide messenger RNA. It is a transcript of the gene PARP8, whose product is annotated as poly(ADP-ribose) polymerase family member 8. Gene Ontology annotation, molecular function: NAD+ poly-ADP-ribosyltransferase activity; kinase binding; protein serine/threonine kinase activator activity. Lineage: Eukaryota; Metazoa; Chordata; Mammalia; Artiodactyla; Bovidae. Gene Ontology annotation, cellular component: intracellular anatomical structure; nuclear envelope; endoplasmic reticulum tubular network. The record is from RefSeq and is a predicted model, not a curated record. Gene Ontology annotation, biological process: endoplasmic reticulum unfolded protein response.
AUGCAAAGCCGACCCCCCCCUCCUCCUCCGCCACCACCGCCUCCUCUCUCACCCGGGAUCACUUCCGAAACCACUUCGCCUUCAGCCCCUGCCUCGGCCAGAGGGAUUUAUUUAAUGGGGAUGUGUUCAAGGCAAGAGCGAAUUCAGAAGGAUAUCGACGUCGUGAUCCAGAAGUCCAGAUCCGAGAAGGACUGCCUGUUUGCAGAUUUCAGAUACUCAGACUCCACCUUUACUUUCACCUACGUUGGCGGCCCCAAAAGUGUAUCCUAUUCAGUACAUGUAUCUGAAGAUUACCCAGAUAAUACAUAUGUUUCAAGUUCAGAAAAUGAUGAAGAUGUAUUAGUUACUACAGAGCCAAUUCCAGUAAUUUUUCAUCGACUAGCAACAGAAUUAAGAAAGACAAAUGACAUUAACUGUUGCUUAUCCAUAAAAUCCAAAUUACAGAAGGAAAGUGGCGAGGAGUCGAGACAGAACAGCACAGUGGAGGAAGACUCUGAAGGAGAUAAUGAUUCGGAAGAAUUUUAUUAUGGAGGACAGGUUAACUAUGACGGGGAGCUGCACAAACACCCCCAGCUUGAAGCUGACUUGUCAGCAGUGAGAGAGAUAUAUGGGCCACAUGCAGUUUCUCUCAGGGAAUAUGGAGCCAUUGAUGAUGUAGAUAUUGAUCUGCAUAUUGAUGUUAGCUUUCUUGAUGAGGAGAUUGCUGUGGCAUGGGAAGUGAUUCGAACAGAACCUAUAAUUGUCCGAUUACACUGUUCUCUUACACAGUAUUUGAAUGGCCCAGUGCCCACUGUUGAUGUCUUUCAGAUUUCCACAAAAGAGAGAUUUGGUCUGGGACAUCAGCUGAAAAAAAUCAUGCAGACGUUUGUUACACAGCAGUGGAAGCAGAGCAAAGAAAAAUCCAAUUGCCUGCACAAUAAGAAGCUGUCAGAGAAGAAAGUCAAGUCUCCCCUGCAUUUGUUUUCAACCUUGCGCAGGUCGCCAAGUUAUCCUCCCCCUGGUUGUGGAAAAAGCAAAUCUAAACUGAAAUCGGAGCAGGACGGGAUCUCCAAGACGCAGAAGCUACUGCGGAGGACUUGUUCCAGCACCGUCAAGACGGAGGACGUGUGCGCCCCGAAGCCGCACAGGACCUUCGGGCGCUCGCUGUCCAGCGACCCCCGGGCUGAGCAGGCAGUGACAACCAUUAAAUCACACAAACUCUUGAAUCGUCCCUGCCCUGCAGCCGUCAAGCAGGAGGACUGCCUUGCUCUCAAGUCGCACAAACUCUUGACCCGCUCUUGUUCUGGAGACCCGCGCUGUGAGCACAAUGCCAGCCUGAAGCCUCACAAACUGUUAAGCAGGUCUUACUCCAGUAACCUCAGAAUGGAAGAAUUAUACGGACUCAAGAAUCACAAGUUGCUCAGCAAGUCUUACUCCAGUGCCCCCAAGUCAUCCAAAACGGAGCUUUUCAAGGAACCCAAUGCAGAGGGCAGGAGGCUCUCUCUUACCUCAGGGCUCAUUGGUAUCUUAACACCAUCGUCAUCUUCAUCUUCCCAGCCUGCUCCAAAUGGUGCCAAAUGCAUUCCAAUACGAGACCGUGGCUUCCUAGUGCAGACAAUUGAGUUUGCUGAACAGCGGAUCCCUGUGUUAAAUGAGUACUGUGUGGUUUGUGAUGAACCACAUGUGUUUCAGAAUGGCCCCAUGCUUAGGCCUACGGUGUGUGAACGAGAGCUGUGUGUAUUUGCUUUUCAAACCCUGGGAGUAAUGAAUGAAGCUGCUGAUGAAAUAGCAACUGGAGCUCAGGUGGUAGAUCUACUAGUAUCCAUGUGUAGGUCUGCAUUGGAAUCUCCUAGAAAAGUUGUCAUUUUCGAGCCAUAUCCUUCUGUGGUAGAUCCUAACGAUCCUCAGAUGCUGGCCUUCAACCCCAGGAAGAAGAACUAUGAUCGAGUAAUGAAAGCACUGGAUAGCAUAACUUCUAUUAGAGAAAUGACACAAGCACCAUAUCUGGAAAUCAAGAAGCAGAUGGAUAAACAAGACCCCCUUGCUCAUCCCUUACUGCAAUGGGUUAUUUCAAGUAAUAGGUCACAUAUUGUGAAACUGCCAGUUAACAGGCAACUGAAGUUCAUGCAUACACCCCAUCAGUUCCUUCUUCUCAGCAGUCCACCAGCCAAAGAAUCCAAUUUUAGAGCUGCUAAAAAACUCUUCGGAAGCACUUUUGCAUUUCAUGGCUCACACAUUGAAAACUGGCACUCCAUCUUAAGGAAUGGUCUGGUUGUUGCUUCUAAUACACGACUGCAGCUCCACGGUGCAAUGUAUGGAAGUGGAAUCUAUCUUAGUCCAAUGUCAAGCAUAUCAUUUGGUUACUCAGGGAUGAACAAGAAGCAGAAGGUGUCAGCCAAGGAUGAGCCGGCUUCAAGCAGUAAAAACAGCAAUGCAUCACAGUCACAGAAGAAAGGACAGCAAUCCCAGUUCCUGCAAAGCCGUAACUUAAAAUGCAUAGCCUUAUGUGAAGUGAUCACCUCACCUGACCUGCACAAACAUGGAGAGAUAUGGGUCGUCCCAAAUACUGAUCAUGUCUGCACAAGAUUCUUUUUUGUCUAUGAAGAUGGCCAAGUGGGAGACGCAAAUAUUAACACACAAGAAGGAGGCAUUCACAAAGAGAUCCUUCGAGUAAUUGGUAAUCAAACUGCUACUGGUUAAAGGACCACCAUU